UCGUUGGUUAACGCUUCCCUCUGAGCAGAGGCGGCGGAUGGAGCGGAGCUGAUGAAUGAGAUGAGGGGCUAACAGAGGGCAGACGGGCUGAUGAUGAGAGAGGAUGAACCAGCAGCUGAAGGAGCAUCAGUGUCCUAUUCUCCCACCAUCUCAGAUCCAGUUUUCGCGAAACAACGCAAACAAAAUAAGACGGAGAAAUCUGCUCGUUUGUGAAUGAAGGAAAAUUUUGUGGUGGACAUCGACGUCGGUGAAGCUGUUUAGUUUUUUUCCUCUUGGAGGAGGGCAGGACGUGAUGAUAAAACCCGGAGUGUGCUCCAAGGGCUUUUUUGUGUUGUCUCCAAAAGCAGCGGAGAUGAAGCCCCGUCUGGAAAGAAGAUGUCUGUCACCACAGAGCGGCGUUAAAUGUCUCACUUGCGGCGGUAAAACUCUUUAAUAUUUCUCCGAUUUGAGGAUUUUAAUGGCACAGAGGACUUCAAUCAAGAGCCAGCGACUUAAAGAGGGAUUUAUGAGUGUCGAAAUUGAGGGGUGAAUGUUUUUUUUUUUUAUUUAUCCCAACGUCUGCCAUCCCUAUUCAGAUUAUACACCAGCCAACGGAGCAUUUAUAGCAAGCUAACGUCACAUUUAGAGACUAUAGGGAGUUUUAUUUGCUAAAACGGGUUAACAUUUUUCUCCCUUUCGAUCAUUUCAUUCUGAAUUUAAAAGCGCAACACGACCCCUUCGAGUCUAAUGUGGUUAUAAAUCACACCCUCCCUCUGCUGUCAGUUUUUUUCUUCUUUUUUUUAAUAGCCCGAGUUGAGCUCCAUAAUCCUGCAUUACUGUGGAGUUUGGUUGUGUUUUUUUUUUUUAGCUAACGGCGGCGGCUACUAGAGCCAGAGCAGCGCGCGCGUGUGUUGUCAGUCAUCAUCAUGCGUGCACCGACACGUUCGCUCGGAUGAAACCACCACCUAAGCCAAAAAUAUGAUGCACCCAGAGGGCACAACAACACGCCGAGCCAUGUCGGACUGAGAACAGCGAGAGUGGGGCUUCGCCGGGCUGUGAGCUCACACAAACAAGCAGAGAGCAGCUUUCAAUUGAGAGGGAGAGCGGAUAAAAAAAAAAUAAAAAAAACCAAAGCUGCAGCUAGCCUGUCCGCACAGCUCUCAGGAGACCGCUGAGAGGAUCAUUUUCGACUCAACUUAGAGACCAGAAUCCAGCUAUAAUGGGAGAGCAGCCCAUCUUCAGUACGCGGGCCCACGUCUUCCAGAUCGACCCGAACACCAAGAAGAACUGGGUUCCCACGAGUAAACAUGCUGUCACAGUGUCGUAUUUCUUCGAUAGCACCAGGAAUGUAUAUCGAAUCAUCAGUCUGGACGGAUCCAAGGCCAUUAUCAAUAGCACCAUCACCCCCAACAUGACGUUCACCAAGACAUCGCAGAAGUUUGGCCAGUGGGCGGACAGCCGAGCCAACACCGUCUAUGGCCUCGGCUUCUCAUCAGAGAGCCACCUGGUUAAGUUUGCAGAGAAGUUUGCAGAGUUCAAGGAGGCGGCACGGUUAGCGAAGGAGAAGUCUCAGGAGAAGAUGGAGCUCACCAGCACGCCCUCUCAGGAGUCAGCCCCAGGUGAUCUGCAGUCACCUUUGACCUCAGAGAGCAUCAACGGUACAGACAAUGACAGAGUUACGCCAGAUACACCUCAGCACCCCGAAGCCAGAGCAGAGCCUUCCCAGAAUGCACUGCCCUUCUCACACAGUUCAUCCAGCAUUAAUAAGCACUGGGAGGCAGAGCUUGCGGCGCUGAAGGGGAACAAUGCCAAACUGACGGCGGCUCUUCUUGAAUCUACAGCCAACGUCAAACAGUGGAAGCAGCAGCUGGCAGCCUAUCAGGAAGAAGCUGAGAGGCUACACAAACGGGUGACAGAGCUGGAGUGCGUGAGCGGCCAAACGACAGGGAUUAAAUCUCAAAAGACUGAACUCAACCGAACAAUAGAAGAGCUGGAGUUGGCUUUGAAGGCUAAAGAGGAGGAGUUGGAGAGACUUAAAGCAGAGGUGGAGAGUGCCAAUGAGUUUAGGUCUCAAAGAGAUUCCCUCACACAGAUGCUACAGGAGACGGAGUUGAGAAACCAGACGCUGGAGGCCCAGCUGAGUGAUCUGGAGCACCGUCUGGAGAGCAGCCAGCUGGAGCGGGAAGCCUUUCGCAAAAGCCUGCGCUCCCUGCUGGAGCUGCUGGACAGUAAAAUCUUUGAGCUGAACGAGCUGCGGGACGCACUGGCCAAGCUGCUGGAGGGCAGCUAGACGGAGAGAGACGAAGACUGUGCCACCACCUCCAACCACCUCCACCAACACAGCAGCCAGCGCCGAGAAUUUUACCGCAUGUCGGCACUCACCUGCUCACUGACAACUUGAAUUCUCUUUUUUUGUUUUUUUCCUCCCACACGCGUGUAAAAGUUUACACACAACUUUAUACUUUAACACACAUCCACGCUCAGAUCGUUUACAAACCGCCAUGUGAAGCCUUCCCCUCCGCUCCACUCUGGAAAAAUCCACAGAAGCGUUUUUUUGGUUUGCUUUCCUCGCUCUACAAAAACAUUAAAGGCGAAAUUCGCUUUUUCUUUUAAACGUUGCUUUGGUGCGUUCAAAUGCAGUCACUCAGAGUCUGUGAUUGUUCUUGUUUUCUUUUCUCUUUUUUUCUUUUUUUCCUCUUUCCGACUUUUUUCCAGGCACAAAUCUUUAUUAAACCCACGUCACCAUCAGCCAAAUCAACUCUGAGAUCCAUUCGGUUAUUUGUUGCGUGGACUCGACGCGAAGAGGAUCCGGAGGACGUCUAAUAUUGUCUAAUAUUCUUCUGAAAUAUAUGAGCAAUACAAAAGGGCAGCACCAGAGGGUUUAAAAAAAACAUUUUCCACUCUCACUUUCAGGUAAUUUUACUCCUCUCGGAUACGUUUAAGACAUCGAGGUGGGAUUUUACUCAAACGUCUUUUCUUUCUUUCUAUACGCUUUUUUUAAGGAUAUAACAGAUUCAUAGUGCACUUGUUCAUGUGUGUGUGAGUGAGUCAGAUGUUUCGUUUCCCCUCUUUGUUUCUGUUGCAACAUGAAGUGCAAUGAUUGAAUCCUUUUUUUUGUUAAUUUAUUACUGAAAUUCGUGAUGAUGAUGAUUAUUAUUAUGAUGGAAGUUGUACAAAAUCAAAGUAUCUUUAGUUACAUCUCAUUUUCACUUAAUCUGUUUUUCAUCAUGUGGUACGUGAGCGUCAAGAUGUUGAAACCUGGCAAUAUUUUUGAGCUGUUUAUCAAAGGAAAAAGGAAAAUGCGGCGGGUUGAUUGCAGUUUUUGUUUUCUUUUGCCAAAUAAUGUUUUCCUGUACAGAUCUGAAUUUUUGCUGAUGUUGCCUUUGGUACAGACAUGCAUCAAUGGUAGCUAAGUAGCAGUACUUUUUAUUUGGUGGGAUUUACUAUUGCCAAAAACGAGAGGAAUAUGAUUCAGCGUGUACACCUGAAGAACACUAUUUAAGGGCUUGUUGAUAGCGCGGGUACAUUCGGGACACUUGGAUGGAUUUUUGUGCUGUAAAGGGAAAAAAAAAAAGCAUUUGAAUAAGACUUUGAAAUACUGAUUAAACCACAUGCUUACAGACACAAAUUGUAAUUUUGAGUUUUUAAUAAAAGAAAACCAAAUGAAAA
Oreochromis niloticus (Nile tilapia) is the source of this 3648-nucleotide messenger RNA. It is a transcript of the gene homer1, whose product is annotated as homer scaffold protein 1. Bases 1199 to 2269 code for a protein of 356 amino acids. Gene Ontology annotation, biological process: G protein-coupled glutamate receptor signaling pathway. Gene Ontology annotation, molecular function: G protein-coupled glutamate receptor binding. The record is from RefSeq and is a predicted model, not a curated record. Lineage: Eukaryota; Metazoa; Chordata; Actinopteri; Cichliformes; Cichlidae. The transcript has 9 exons.